AGAAUAUGAUAAUUACAUUUAUUAUUUAUUAUUUGAUUGUUUAAUUAUAUUAAAGUAAAACGUAUUUCAUUUCUGGCAUUUAUUCCAUGAACCGAUAACACAGAAAAUGUCUAUUUACUUGAACAGAAAAUAGGACAUUAAAAAAAGAUCAUUAACAUAAAAAAAGCUAUUUAAAACGAUAAAUAAAUAAAAUUAAUGAAUCAAAUAAAAUGCAAUAAAAAUCGGAAAGAAUGAAAUGUUAACAAAUUGCAUACCACAAAAAUAGAGGACAUAAUGCAAAAUAUUAAAUCAAGCUAAUGUGAAAAGUUUACGCCAAUAUUGGUGUCAGCGAUGAAAUCGUCGUGUUUCAUCGAGUGCCAUCGCACUCAUCCACGACUAAUUGCAUGUCGUCGUACUUGCAGUACAUCACACAGAUGACAAGUUCAAGUGUGAGGUGGACGACUGGUUGGAGCGUCUGCCUCACAGUUCUGAGGACGCGGGUUCAAUCCCCGGCCCCGCCUAUGUGGAGUUUGCAGGUUCUCCCCGUGCCUGCGUGGGUUUUCUCCGGGCACUCCGGUUUCCUCCCACAUCCCCAAAACAUGCGUGCAAGGUUUAUUGAAGACUCUAAAUGGCCCGCAGGUGUGAAUGUGAGUGCGGAUGGUUGUUUGUUUGUAUGUGCCCUGCGAUUGGCUGGCAACCAGUUCAGGGUGUACCCCGCCUCCUGCCCGAUGAUAGCUGGGAUAGGCUCCAGCACGCUCGCGACCCUUGUGAGGAGAAGCGGCUCAGAAAAUGGAUGGAUGGAUGAAAAAAAAAAGUUCCGUAGGAAGAUAAAGAACCAGCCAACGUUUUUGAUAGGUCGAAAAUGGUGGUGCGGCUCCAGACCCGUCAAGCCACUCGCUUCAUUGUUCUCCUGACUUGAUAGGUCUAUAAAGGUAGUAUAAAGGCGAGAAGCGUAUUUUUGGGUGGUCAGAAGCUUGAAUCAAUCACAAAUGGGGAUGCACUUAAGUCAGAAGCUCCAGACCCGUAAAGGCGCUCACACGCUCGUUCUCAGGCCCAUCGAGGGGCUCGUGUUCUGAAAAGUCUUGUCAGAACUUGAGGGCUGCUGAUUCAAGUCCUCUGUUUUAUUUAGAACGGCCAAUCCAGCUUUGGAAUAUCUGCUUUACUCGAGGGCCUCGCCUCGGUGACAAAGUGGGUGGCCGCUGCGUUUGCAUGCUUGUUCUUCUAACGUGGCGAAGAACCACGUCGGAAGGUGAGGAGGCAACUUUUUGGGUACGUUCGGAAGUUGCAUUUAACCCAAACACUCAUGCGCCAAAGUGAGUAGCUCCAGACCCAUCGAGGUCUUUAAACAGUCUUUUAGGCAUGUGAGAAGCCAGAUUUCUGAGAGGUUGAAAAAUGGAAUUCCCAAAUUCCGACGCACCAUAUUGAACUGCUCCAGACCCGUUGACGCGCCUCCCGCUUAAAUGUGCCUCGCUGGCUAAUUAUCAAAGUGCACGAUCUGCUCGUCAAAACCGCCCGAGCUUCCGUUUUAGCACCGAGGCUUAAUUUAGAACAGCCAAUCCUCUCUCGCCAUAUCUGCUUUAUUUGAGGGCCUGCCCCCAUCUCGAAACCUGUUGAGGCGUUUCCUGAAUUCAUUAUUAUUAUUAUUAUUAUUUAUUUUUUUUAAAGGUCUUGUAGGAAGGUGUUGUUGCUCCACUGCAGAGUUGAAGUUGUCUGCUGGAUUAACACACCCACACGCACACACCCACCCACCCACACACGCACACUAUAUAAAGGAAAGGCCUGGUCCCUGCAGCCAGGUGUUCACCCACGUGACAGCAGAUAAAGCCGACUGCAGGCAUUAGUGCUAAUCCCGCCCUGAUCUUUGGAAUAUGUCCCUGUUACCUCUGCCAGCACUCCACUCCUGGCUGCGGGCCCCCCUGCCGCUGACUCGGGAGGCCAAAGGCAAGACCACGCCUCCCGCCGGGACCCCGUUUUUUGAUUUUUUUCCCUCCCGCGGCGACACACAUGUCUCAAUGCUCCUCCACAUUCUAAAAUGAAGUUAUGGAAAAGUGCUACUUUUGCCUUCAUGCUCUGUGGCGCCGCCCUGUCUGUCAUCCUCGUUAGAAACAUGGCCCCCACCGCCACGGGACCCCCCAAACCAAAGACCCAACACCAGGCCUCAUAUUCUUCCUCAUCCUCUUCGCGGCAUUCAUCCUCCUCAGGAUCCUCUUCCUCCUCGCCCACGACCACCUGGAACGAGGGUCUUCAUCGGAGGGCACGCUCAGCAAACAACAUGAACUCUCUACUCUCAGAGUUAUCCAUGAUGUUCCAGAGCUUCACAGAAGGCGAGCUGCAGGACGUGGUGGGGACUUUACUGGACGGGAAGAGGCGGAGAAGCCGCGAUCAAAGCCAGACCCGAAGGACUAAAAGAGCCCGGCGGGCAAAGCCGUGCACAGUGAGGGAGCUGGAGCUCACGGUGAGCGAGCUGGGCCUGGGCUACGACAGCGACGAGACGGUGAUGCUGCGCUACUGCAGCGGCAAGUGCACGACGCAGAGGCGCAACUACGACAUCACCAUGGAGCACAUGAUGAGGACAGGCUUCCGGAAGAAGGGCCGCAAGGACAAAGUGGGCAACGGCCCCUGCUGCCGGCCCACCGCCUUCGAGAAAGACUUCUCCUUCCUGGACAACCGGAGCCGCUACCACACCAUACAGAACAUUUCGGCCAAGAACUGCGGCUGCGUAUGACCCCCGCCUGGGGAAAGAAUCACUUCUUUCAUGCUGCUCUAGAUCUUCCGACACGGAAAACUAUGGAAUACAAACCCAAGAUCAGGAAUAUGUUCAGAAGGAUAACGAGUCAACGGACACACGGACGGACAAACAGUGACCGGCGUCGGCAUUUUUGUAUUCUCUUUUCUAUCUGUGUAGUAACACUGUAAACAGUGGCGUCACAGCUAUGUAGCGACAUGACGUGCGUGAUGUGUUGUCGUAGCACCGUGUGACCGUGUGACUAAUGCUGAGUCACGGCCCGAGUAGUCCGACCGCCGUCACGACAUGUCGCGCUCCGACCGCAACCCAAAUGUCUUUCGCAACGUUGGCCCCAAGCAGGCAGAAAAGCGAUGGCAGAUUUGGACAACACACAAUGUGAGCAGCAGCUCUUUGUUCAAUCACCAUUUAUGUAAUUUUUUUUAAUUAGAUUUUUUUUUACAUAACACAACACACAAGACACAAGAUGACUGAAGAACCCACAUCUUCGCCAGACAUCAGCUUCUAUUUAUACACUUUCACUCUCCACAACCGUCAAACAAUCAUCUAGAAACACUUGAGACAUUUCACAUACACUAGAAAAGGCCAGGAACCCUAAAUCAAACCAUGAAUCCAAUUGAUUUUUCAACAUAUCUGACAUAAGUUGCCAGAAGUAUUGACCUCCUCAGAAGACAUCAUUGUCCUUUUCCACAAUUUCCCACCAAUCUUUCCGGCACACCCACCGGGAUUAUCUUGUAUUAACGAAGAAUAGCCUUCCUUUUUCCUCAAUAUCGGACUCGCGAUGGUCCAAGUAUCUAAAGCAACUAACCCCAAUUAUUAAGACAAUCAUAACCCUAACCAAACCCAAACUAACCCCAAUCCAAAUCCCACCCCUAACCCCAACACGGACCCUUCAUCGCGACACUGAGCCAUGUCCCAACCCUAGAGCUUUCCCGUUCCACAAUGUUCAAGCAACCUUAAACCAUUUUUUCAGCAAUUUGUUUUCUUUGUCUGAGCGGGAGCCCUAUUCAUUUUCAAUGACACCGACGCCAUUUAAAGCAGCUUUCUGAACAAGAUCCGUAAUGAUUUUGAGCAAUGUCCGAUCCGGUACACGUUGGGUUCGAAAGGCUCCAAGCAUUUGAUUCCUUCAUACAGGCAAGAAUCUAUUGAUCUUGAGUCAUAUCUGAGUCAGUAUUUGCUGGGUUCAAAGGCAAAGUCCCAUUUUCUGUAACCACUUCUUCGUCAAACUACUUUAUUUCUUCGGCUAAGCAAGAAUGUAUUGAUUUUGAGUCAUAUCUGAGUCAGUAUUUGCUGGGUUCAAAGGCAAAGUCAUUUUUGGGCGGUCAACGCUUGCCGCUCAAACGAUUUGAUGACGAUUUGAUUUCUUUAGCCGAGGAAGAAUAUUGAUUUUGAUCCAGUAUACAAAGUCAUCUUUUUCUCAUCGCCGCGCUUUCCUCCAACUACCGGAUUUAUUUAUCUGAGCAAGAAUCCGUACAUUUUGAGCCAUAUCCAAGUCAGUAUACACCGUGUUUUCAAGGGAAAGUCCAAUAUCUUAUGCAUACACGUGAAACCCAGCAUUGUCUAAAUAUUAUUUUCAUCUUAUGUACACAAGGUAGUACGUGUGUGCCCUUUUUUGACACUUAUUAUCGUGCUAAAGAGCAAAGAGGAUUUGAAGUGCAGAUGACAUCGAAGGAAUGCGCCGCAGAAACAAUUAAAGCAAUUGGGGCCUCCUCGUUACGAGUGCAUGACUCAUUCGCUUGGCGACAAUUAAAAGAAUAACUCUUAAAAAAAAAAAAAAAAACAGCGAGGGAGAGGAGUAGUGAAAGAAAAAUGCUGUCCAGACUUGUUGUCCUCUCCUCCACCGACCGACUGUUUGCUUUGGUUUGUGUUGUCCCAAUUUGCCGCCUGAUGUUUCGAAUUCUGCUGCACGCGAGCGUUCUCUGGAAAUGCUGCGGCUCUAUUUUUGUUUCUUUUUUUUUUCUUUUUUUUUUUCACGGGAAUUUUACGGCCGUUCCAAUCGUGUCUGCACCAGACCCGCGUCAACCGCAGUCCUCCAGAUUACAUAAUCGCAACAUCGACGCUAAGUCACCUUAGAAGUGAAAUUAAAGCCGUAAAUUAACGAUUGCGCUCGUUGUAAUAUCGUCCGUGGGGAACUGUAUGGUUUAUUGCUUUGCUGCACGCUUGAUAUUGAUUGCAGUGUUAUUACACAGGAAAGAAAAUAUGUAUUAUUGAUGAAUUCUAUAGUGAUAUUCUAUUUGACUCCGCUGUUAUUUAUUGUUUUUUGUCUAAAUGACUACGAGGCUCUGCUUCCACCUUCAUGCAUGCAUUCAAGAACACAAAGGUUUUCGAAAGCAAAGCUGCGGAGCCUUUUUUUCCCCACUAUUUUCCAAUCCUAAUCCCAACCCGAACCCUUUAUCCCGUAACUCUUAUUAAACCCAAACCUCAACCCUAACUAAACCCUAAAUCCCGCCGCACACCAAGAGACGCGGAGGAAGGCAAUUGUGGAAAAGUGGAACAUCGUGAAAAAACAUUUACAAAGUGGCGACUCUUCGCCGAACACCAAACGAUUGAGCGCCACACAUCUGCUGCAAAUGGAAAAACUGCGACCCUGUAUCAGAAUUUGAGGCACGACAUACAGUAUGAGGUUCUGUUUUCUAUAUUUAUUGAACCACAAAAGUGGAUGUCAUUAUAGCUUUAGCAUCCAGAGGAAAUCGCUUCUUCCUGGACAAUCGCACCAUGUUGUUUAUAGUUUGAUUAAAAAUUAUAAUAAUAAUACGACAGUACAGUUUCUUUAAAACGUUGUGUGCCCAUAAGAACACUGGGAGUUGCAGCGGGUUGUGCGCGGGGUUCAAUCGCCUGAUAUGCGGGUAUGAGUUGCCAACCCGUAUUCUUUUGCACGAUUGUCCAGUUCAGUCGCGUCGCUCGGUGGGCCUAAUCCAAACCCAACGGUAAUUUAACCCUAACCUCCAAAAGUCACCCAAGAAGGGCCGUGCUGAAUGUACAAAUGCAACGAUGGAAGAUUUCUUUUUCGUUAUAUAAUUGGACCAUUUGUGGGUUUGCUGUUUUUAUAACACCCUCUGAGGUUUUGACAAUUGCAGCCAGUAUGAGGCCCACACAAUAGCUUCUCUGCCCCUGCGCUACAGAGUCCCCACCCAGACAAAAUGCCUUUUUUUUUUUUUUUUUUUAAUACUGUACACUUUUCUCCAAACCAAACACUUGAAUUAUGCUUCCACGCAGAAUUGCCAAAACACUCGUAAUGAAUUUCGAACGACGGCGUCUCAAGUAUCCGGCUGAUUGCAAACGUUCUGGAUUCAAUUUGCGGACGUUUACACCACCGGAGCUUUGAGGUAAUCCGAACCGUUGUUUGCACUCAUCCCCAAAAUUCCUGCCGCCAUCCAAACGCCCGUCACCAGGCUGCUUGGCUUUUAACGGCAAAAAAAAAAUAAGCUGUUGUUGCGAACGGUGAAGCGUCACCUUCCGCUGUCUUUUGUGUUUUUGAACGGGAAGUGCAUCGUUAUUGUAGUUGAUAUUGUAUAUUUAUUUGGGAAGUAAAUUAUGGUUCUGUGUAUUUAUUUAGUUUACAUGCACACACACACACACACACAGCCGGCUUGUUCUCAUGAAGCAACUGUGCCAAAACAAUGUUUAUUUUCGUUCUAUACUGUCUGCUGAAUAAACAUCAUUUCACAGGUAA
Phyllopteryx taeniolatus (common seadragon) is the source of this 6395-nucleotide messenger RNA. Its product is annotated as neurturin. The transcript is spliced from 3 exons. Bases 2012 to 2704 code for a protein of 230 amino acids. Gene Ontology annotation, molecular function: receptor tyrosine kinase binding; glial cell-derived neurotrophic factor receptor binding; growth factor activity. The record is from RefSeq and is a predicted model, not a curated record. Lineage: Eukaryota; Metazoa; Chordata; Actinopteri; Syngnathiformes; Syngnathidae.